CUUUUGUUCGUGUCUUUGCCAAUUACACACACCAACAAUACGAUAAUACCUGGACUUUUGUGUCUUUUUCCCAUCGAUAGUACUAAUACCUGUCACUCCUUGUUUCAUAUGGUUAACGUUUCCUCCUGCUCUCAUGAAUCAUGGCGGUCCAGCUGAAGACCACCGGCUCGUCUUCCAAGCAGUCCACGACCCGCUGGCGAGGGAUACUACUGUCGACCAUACUCGUCGCCUUGUUAUUUGUGGGCCUGUACAGCCAGCCUCUGUUCUUCGACGAGGACGGCCUGGACCAGAAACCGAUAUCAAAAAAACUCCACACCAACCAGGCUGUCUUUGACCCAAGCCACGGGCGCGACCGGCCUCUGAUCCUGUACGCCUAUGCCGAGUCCGACAACGCCAGGGAGAAUCUUGAGUUCUUUGUCAAGAGAGGGCUGCACGCGCGGGCCGACUUCAUCUUCAUCUUCAACGGCGAGACGGAUGCAGUCGGCAUGAUCCCCACCAACCUGGAGAACGUCAAAAUUGUCCAGCGGGAGAACACCUGCUAUGACAUUGGCGCCUUUGGCCAGGUCCUGGCCAAGGAUGGCCUGUGGAUGAAGUAUAAGCGCUUCAUCACCCUGAACGCCAGCAUCCGCGGGCCUUUUCUCCCCGUUUGGAGUGAUGAGUGCUGGACCGAUGCCUUCUUGAACAAGCUCUCGGAUACGGUCAAGCUUGUUGGCCUUUCGUACCACUGCGUUCCCAGCCCUCACGUCCAGUCAAUGCUUCUUGCCACAGACAGAGUCGGCAUGAAGAUAUUACUGGAUCCGACAUAUGCAUACUCGGUGCCUCUUGACACCCCUCCAUGGGGUGGUGCAGAGCUACCAGUCGGAUACUCGGUCUGCUACAGCGACUACGCCCAGGCGGUCCACGCCGAGAUAGGCAUGGCACGCCUCAUCCGGUCGCAAGGUUUCGAAGUGGACGUGAUGCUGACCUCGGUCCACGCAUACACGCCCAAGGAGUACUGCGAGGUCCUAGGUCCCCAGUCGGACCAUCUGGGUGCCGGCAACUACUUCGGUUCCAACGUGCACCCAUACGAGCUCAUCUUCGCAAAGGCGAACCGCGGGAUCGAUGACGCCUUGCUGGACCACCUUACCGAGUGGCACUAUACCAUGAACGACACGAGCUGGGACAAGUGCGGGCGAGACAGGCCAUAGUAUGGAAAGAAGUGAAGGGGUGGUAAUAGUUUUGUGAUGGAUACGAUGACAAUAUUGGCUGGUCGAAGAGGAGGGUGAGAGGGGGUUUGUUGCCAUUUUUAUGUGUAAUUAUCUUUAAGGGCCUCCUUCGAUGUUCUAUUAUACAUAUACAUAGCGUGUGGGGAUUUUCAUAAUAGACGAACGACCUCAUUGAU
Messenger RNA from Cryphonectria parasitica EP155, 1381 nucleotides. RefSeq lists its product as uncharacterized. Lineage: Eukaryota; Fungi; Ascomycota; Sordariomycetes; Diaporthales; Cryphonectriaceae. The coding region runs from base 141 to 1187 and encodes 348 amino acids. The record is from RefSeq and is a predicted model, not a curated record. The transcript has 3 exons.